ACAUUUGUCAUGGGAUAAGUGGCCGAGAUAUCUGCUGGCUCAGUCGUUUGGAGUUCGGAAUUGAUAAGUUAGAUUUUUGUUUGGUGACCUCUGAUCUUAAUUAUGUUGGUCAUUUUGAUAGAGUUACUUGGUGGGUGUACAUGUAGAUUUGACUGAAUUGAGAGCCCGAGAAGUAUAAGUUGAUACUUUAUUCCUUGCUAAAAAUUUGCAGUGAAUGACUCAUAUUAUUUGAACAGUGAAAGGUGCAGCGAGUAAUGGGUGUAACCGGUAAAGAUGGUGCACAUCUACCCGCCCGACUAGGUCCUAGCAACGUCCAUGCCGGGAGGAUGUUUGCUCACCAGGACUCCCUUGCCAGGCUACCUAUUCCUCCAUUGCAGCAAACACUGUAUAAGUACCUGAUGGCAGUCAAACCUAUCAUCAGUCCAGAAGACUAUGAAGUCACUAAGAAGAUUGUAGAUGACUUUGGGAAGCCAGGCGGGGUAGGUCAAGAUCUUCAGAUGGGUCUGAUAAACAGAGCUAAGAAAAUGGAGAAUUGGUUAUCAGACUGGUGGUUGAAAGUAGCCUACCUGGACUACAGGUCACCGGUCAUCGUCAACGUCUCACCUGGGGUCGUCUUUCCCGAGUUGUCUGAGUUCAAAGGUCGUGAGGGGCAACUCAAACAGGCAGCCACGCUUAUAAAUAGUGUCAUGGAUUUCAAGUACUUAAUUGACACUCAAUCCGUUCCAGUCGACAAGAUGGCUGGUCAACCUCUAUGCAUGGAUCAGUACUAUAAGAUUCUAGCUUCGUGUAGGAUACCAGGUCCUAAGAGAGAUGAAGUUAAAAUCUUCCCACCCACCCUGUCUAAUGCUCCAAAGCACAUCAUCAUUGCCUACAACAAUCAGUUCUAUAGUGUUGAUGUACUGAGACCUGAUGGGAAACCUUACAGUCUAAAUGACAUCUACGCCCAGCUGAAAUACAUCGUCAUGGCGACCCCUGUGCCUGCUGUACCGGUCGGCAUUCUCACCACUGAGCACAGGAAUACAUGGGGAAAGAUCUACAAGAAAAUGAAGAAAGAUCAUGUGAACAAGGAUUCCUUUGAGAAGAUAAAGCGUAGUCUCUUUCUUGUCGCUCUGGAUCAGGAUGAGAGGCCGGGUGAAGAUGCAAGCGAUAUCGUCAUGAGAGGGCGCCAGUCGCUGUAUGGUGGCGGCAGUAUGAUCAGCAGUGGGAACAGGUGGUUUGAUAAAACAAUACAAUUCUGGGUUGGUACAUCAGGUUGCAUGGGUUUAACCUAUGAACACUGUACUGCAGAGGGCCCUCCUAUAGUAGCUAUGGCUGAUCAGAGUCUAAGCAAAAUGAAUAAUCUAGUAACAGAUUUUGGAUCAGACACAUCCAAUCCACCUAAACCAGAGCGUCUUGAUUUUAACAUCAGCCCUGAUAUUGUAGAAGCUAUAGAAGAAGCUAAACACAGCGUCGAUGUGGCGCAUACAGAUCUUCAAGUAAGUCUUUUCCAGUUCAAAGAAUUUGGUAAGAACUUUCCCAAGUCACAACGUCUCAGUCCAGAUUCCUUCAUCCAGAACGCACUGCAGUAUACAUUCUUCAAAUUGUAUGGCUACUCUACAGCUACCUAUGAGAGUGGAUCGUUACGCAAGUACAAGUUUGGUAGGACGGACACAAUCAGAUCAGCAACCAUCGAGUCGGAUCAGUUUGUGCGAGGAAUGUGUGACCCUACUAAAACACCAAGCGAGAAGGUGAUGCUACUAAGGAAUGCCAUUGCAGCACACAAGCAAUAUACAAACGAUGUUAUCAAUGGUGAUGGGAUAGAUAGACACUUACUAGGCCUGAAGCUGAUUGCCAUAGAGAAUGGUGCCAAUGUUCCAGAUAUCUUCAUGGACACAGCAUUCACAUCAUGUACUCAUUUUAGGUUAUCUACCAGUCAGGUUCCUGCCAAGCAUGAUCUUACCAUGUUGUUUGGGCCGGUUGUUCCCGAUGGGUACGGUAUCUGCUACAACCCCCAGGAACACCACUUCAACUUCUCAGUGACUGCCUACAACACCAGCCCCGAGACGGAUUCGGACAGGUUUGCAGAUGUUCUACAGGAGAGCUUGAUGGAAAUGUGCCAUAUUCUUGUCACAGCCCCUCCUGCUGCCAAACUAUAGAUUUAUAAUU
Messenger RNA from Lytechinus pictus (painted urchin), 2145 nucleotides. RefSeq names its product carnitine O-acetyltransferase-like. The record is from RefSeq and is a predicted model, not a curated record. The coding region runs from base 255 to 2135 and encodes 626 amino acids. Gene Ontology annotation, molecular function: carnitine O-acetyltransferase activity. Gene Ontology annotation, cellular component: peroxisome. Lineage: Eukaryota; Metazoa; Echinodermata; Echinoidea; Temnopleuroida; Toxopneustidae. Gene Ontology annotation, biological process: carnitine metabolic process, CoA-linked. The transcript is spliced from 14 exons.